Messenger RNA from Funneliformis caledonium, 153 nucleotides. The record is from the annotation of a GenBank genome assembly. NCBI's taxonomy places the organism in Eukaryota, Fungi, Glomeromycota, Glomeromycetes, Glomerales, Glomeraceae.
AACUUCAUUCUUUCGGCUCUUUCGAUUCUGGCUCAGACGAUUAUGGAUAGGUCGUUUUUAUUGCUAUAUUGUCAUUGAUAGCAAAGGUGGUAGCAAUCCCAGUUUGGGCGAUAGAGUCAAGUGUAUUUGGAGAGGACAUAAUUGUUUCAUGAG